GGCUCGGACGUGGAGUUUUUUAGGAGCCCAGAACUUGUGUUGGCUGCCUCGCUCUCCUCUAGAAAAAAGACAACUAGCGGCAGUGGGAAUAUAAACUUGUCAAAGACCAGGACUGAUCGCCUGUGGGAACUGAGGAAAUCCUUUCCAAAGCCACCCCCCUACCCCAACACACACACUGCCCAAAGCUGCCCCCCGUAAGCAAAAAACGCAAAAUGGGUGAUCUGCCGGAGGACGGCUCGUUUAUGUUCACGUCGGAGUCUGUGGGAGAGGGACAUCCAGACAAAAUCUGCGACCAGAUCAGCGACGCCGUUCUGGAUGCGCACCUCAAGCAGGACCCCGAUGCCAAAGUGGCUUGUGAGACGGUGUGCAAGACGGGCAUGGUGCUGCUCUGUGGCGAGAUCACGUCCCGUGCCAACGUGGACUACCAGAAGGUGGUGAGGGACGCCAUCAAACACAUCGGCUAUGAUAACUCCGAUAAAGGUUUCGACUACAAGACGUGUAACGUCCUGGUGGCUCUGGAGCAGCAGAGUCCAGAUAUUGCUCAGGGUGUCCAUGUGGACCGCAAAGAGGAGGACAUUGGCGCCGGCGACCAGGGUCUGAUGUUCGGCUACGCCACGGACGAGACGGAGGAGUGCAUGCCGCUCACCAUCGUUUUAGCCCAUAAGCUCAACUCCAAGAUGGCCGAGCUCAGACGCAGCGGCACCAUCCCAUGGUUGCGUCCCGACUCCAAAACGCAGGUGACGGUGCAUUACGAGCAGAAAGAUGGCGCCGUGAUCCCCAAGAGGGUCCACACCAUUGUCAUCUCGGUGCAACACGACGACUUCAUCUCUCUGGAGGAGCAGAAGAAAGUCCUCAAAGAGAAGGUGAUCAACGCGGUGGUCCCCGCCAAGUACUUGGACGCCAACACCAUCUAUCACCUGCAGCCCAGCGGCCGCUUCGUCAUCGGGGGUCCUCAGGGGGACGCCGGCGUCACGGGCCGCAAGAUCAUUGUGGACACAUACGGUGGUUGGGGGGCUCACGGGGGCGGCGCCUUCUCCGGCAAGGACUUCUCCAAAGUGGACCGCUCGGCCGCCUACGCCGCCCGCUGGGUGGCCAAAUCUCUGGUCAAGGCCAAGCUGUGCAGGAGGGUCUUGGUGCAGGUGUCCUACGCCAUCGGUGUGGCUCACCCUCUGUCCAUCUCGUUGUUCACGUACGGCUCGUCCAGUAAAAGCGAGUCGGAACUGCUGCACAUCGUCAACAAGAACUUCGACCUGAGGCCAGGAGUCAUCGUCAGGGAGCUUCAGCUGAAGAGGCCCAUCUACCAGCAGACCGCCACUUAUGGCCAUUUCGGUCGGCCCGAGUUCACCUGGGAGGUUCCCAAAAGGCUCAUCCUCUAAGCUCUCCAUGUCCUUGCAGUAAAUACUUACUGAAGGACAUGGACCAAAACCAAUCAAACCAAAGUUAUAAAAUAUUCGUGGCUGAGAAAAGAUGUUGAGAUGAGGUGGAACGUGAAGGACACCUAAUGGGAACAAAGACACCAUCCUAUUAAAUUGUAGAUUGGUGCUCUUUUCUUUUUUUUCCAACGCCAAUGCUGGAGAUGUUUUUUAGAACAACCAUUAGUGUACUUAGUGCUAAAACCAAAUCUUCACUUGUCAUUGUUUGAAUGUCAUGUGUGCUGCUGGAAAUGGAAAGCUGGUCACAAAUCAACAUGGUGCUCCACAAAACAGGUCAAUAAAAAAAAAUUAAAAAAACAUCUCUCAUCAGAGGUAUGUUACAACCAAAA
Syngnathus acus (greater pipefish) is the source of this 1762-nucleotide messenger RNA. It is a transcript of the gene mat1a, whose product is annotated as methionine adenosyltransferase I, alpha. Gene Ontology annotation, cellular component: cytosol. Gene Ontology annotation, molecular function: methionine adenosyltransferase activity; ATP binding. The record is from RefSeq and is a predicted model, not a curated record. The coding region runs from base 213 to 1376 and encodes 387 amino acids. NCBI's taxonomy places the organism in Eukaryota, Metazoa, Chordata, Actinopteri, Syngnathiformes, Syngnathidae. The transcript has 10 exons. Gene Ontology annotation, biological process: S-adenosylmethionine biosynthetic process.